Mus musculus (house mouse) is the source of this 10913-nucleotide messenger RNA. RefSeq names its product solute carrier family 5 (inositol transporters), member 3 (gene Slc5a3). The record is from RefSeq and is marked validated. The transcript is spliced from 2 exons. Gene Ontology annotation, molecular function: D-glucose:sodium symporter activity; transmembrane transporter activity. Bases 497 to 2653 code for a protein of 718 amino acids. Lineage: Eukaryota; Metazoa; Chordata; Mammalia; Rodentia; Muridae. Gene Ontology annotation, cellular component: apical plasma membrane; membrane; basolateral plasma membrane. Gene Ontology annotation, biological process: myo-inositol transport; transmembrane transport; sodium ion transmembrane transport.
GCUUUCGCCGUCCGGGAGCUGACCGGCCGUGUUCCUCUCUCGUCUUCCUCUGCGCCCCGCGUCCCCGCCCUCGCGACCCCGGCUCUCCUGGACUCGGCGCCGCCAACCUGGGCGAUGCCCCGCUACGAGUUGGCUUUGAUUCUGAAAGCCAUGCGGCGGGGUUGGUACAGUAGGCUUCACUAGACUUAGCUGCAACUCAGAGCUUCUCCUCCAGCACCUGAGUAAAUGCUGAUGGUCUUGUGGAGAGUGGAUUAAGAGUACGAGCUAAGUUCUCAAUCCCAAUUGAGAAGCGGAGGAAAUGUAAACUGUCUCCUUCCAAGUUUAUCACAGCCACCACCAUCAAGACAGCAAACCAAAGGACAAAGACUUUGAACUGCUGUGUUGCUCUGUGUAGUCCAGUGCACGCAUGGUUUACAGACUUGGCUGGGGUUACUAAUAAGUAAAUAAAAAGCUGGACGCUUCUGUCAUUCGGACAUUUCAUUCACCAGUUACCAGCAUGAGGGCUGUACUGGAGGCAGCAGACAUUGCCGUAGUGGCCCUGUAUUUUAUCCUGGUCAUGUGCAUUGGCUUUUUUGCCAUGUGGAAAUCUAAUAGAAGCACUGUGAGUGGAUACUUCCUGGCCGGGCGCUCUAUGACCUGGGUGGCGAUUGGUGCCUCUCUGUUUGUGAGCAAUAUUGGGAGUGAACACUUCAUUGGGCUGGCAGGAUCUGGAGCAGCAAGUGGAUUUGCAGUGGGCGCAUGGGAAUUCAAUGCCUUACUGCUCUUGCAACUUCUGGGAUGGGUUUUCAUCCCCAUUUACAUCCGGUCAGGGGUAUAUACCAUGCCUGAAUACUUGUCCAAGAGGUUCGGUGGCCAUAGGAUUCAGGUCUAUUUUGCAGCCUUGUCUCUGCUUCUCUAUAUCUUCACCAAGCUCUCAGUGGAUCUGUAUUCAGGGGCCCUCUUUAUCCAGGAGUCCUUGGGUUGGAACCUUUAUGUGUCUGUCAUCCUGCUCAUUGGCAUGACUGCUCUGCUGACUGUCACCGGAGGCCUUGUUGCAGUGAUCUACACAGACACUCUGCAGGCCCUGCUCAUGAUCAUUGGGGCGCUCACACUUAUGGUUAUUAGCAUGGUGAAGAUUGGAGGGUUUGAGGAAGUUAAGAGAAGGUACAUGUUGGCCUCACCUGAUGUUGCUUCCAUUUUGUUGAAGUACAACCUUUCCAACACAAAUGCUUGUAUGGUCCAUCCUAAGGCGAAUGCCCUAAAAAUGUUGAGAGACCCAACAGAUGAAGAUGUUCCAUGGCCUGGAUUCAUUCUUGGGCAAACCCCAGCCUCGGUAUGGUACUGGUGUGCUGACCAAGUCAUCGUACAGAGGGUUCUAGCAGCCAAAAACAUUGCUCAUGCCAAAGGCUCCACUCUAAUGGCUGGCUUCUUGAAGCUUCUACCAAUGUUUAUCAUAGUUGUACCAGGAAUGAUUUCCAGGAUAGUGUUUGCUGAUGAGAUAGCUUGCAUCAACCCAGAACACUGCAUGCAAGUGUGUGGAAGCAGAGCUGGCUGCUCCAAUAUUGCUUACCCACGCCUGGUGAUGACCUUGGUUCCUGUGGGCCUUCGGGGCCUGAUGAUGGCAGUGAUGAUUGCAGCUCUGAUGAGUGACUUGGACUCCAUCUUUAACAGCGCCAGUACCAUAUUCACCCUCGAUGUGUACAAACUUAUCCGCAAGAGUGCAAGCUCCCGGGAACUAAUGAUUGUGGGCAGGAUAUUUGUGGCUUUUAUGGUUGUCAUCAGCAUAGCAUGGGUGCCAAUUAUUGUGGAGAUGCAAGGAGGCCAAAUGUACCUUUACAUCCAGGAGGUGGCAGAUUAUCUGACUCCUCCCGUGGCAGCCCUCUUCCUUCUGGCAAUUUUCUGGAAACGCUGCAAUGAGCAAGGGGCUUUUUAUGGUGGAAUGGCAGGCUUUGUUCUUGGAGCUGUCCGUUUGAUACUGGCUUUUACCUACCGUGCUCCUGAGUGUGAUCAACCUGAUAACAGGCCAGGCUUCAUCAAAGACAUCCAUUAUAUGUACGUGGCUACGGCAUUAUUUUGGAUCACAGGACUCAUUACUGUGAUUGUUAGUCUUCUCACACCACCUCCCACAAAGGAUCAGAUUCGUACCACUACCUUUUGGUCAAAGAAGACCCUGGUGACAAAGGAGAGCUGUUCUCAGAAAGACGAACCAUACAAAAUGCAAGAGAAGAGCAUCCUGCAGUGCAGCGAGAAUAGCGAAGUCAUCAGCCAUACUAUUCCCAACGGGAAGUCUGAAGACAGCAUUAAGGGACUGCAACCUGAAGACGUUAAUCUGCUGGUGACAUGCCGAGAAGAGGGCAACCCAGUGGCUUCCAUGGGUCAUUCAGAGGCAGAAACACCAGUAGAUGCUUAUUCCAAUGGGCAAGCAGCUCUCAUGGGUGAGAGAGAAAGAGAGAAGGAAACGGAAAAUAGAAGCCGGUAUUGGAAGUUCAUAGACUGGUUUUGUGGCUUUAAGAGUAAAAGCCUUAGCAAGAGGAGCCUCAGAGACUUGAUGGAUGAGGAGGCUGUGUGUUUACAAAUGUUAGAAGAGACUCCACAAGUUAAAGUGAUCCUAAACAUUGGACUUUUUGCUGUGUGUUCACUUGGAAUUUUCAUGUUUGUUUAUUUCUCCUUAUGAACUUAAGGAUACGGUGAGACACUUAAGAGAAAAUACUGGUCUUUGAAAACAAAAAUGUAACUGUCGCACCUCCCAGGCAUUGUUUACGCUGAAGGUUUUAGCCAAAUUCUCCUUAGCAGAAAAAUCAUCUAUUUGUAAGACUGUUUUCCCAGAGAUGGGGAAAACGUAAAUCUUCAACUUACAUGAAACAGAGCAGAGUGAAUUGUGCAAAAAAUGUGGUUUGAGAGUUUUCUGUACCAAAGUAAGGAGAGACCAAUUAUUCUCAUGUAUCACUUAGGACAGAACAUGUGCUAAGGUAUCGUGAGUAAAGUGUCUUGUCUACAUUGCCAAGGCUUGGUAGACCCUCUGCUGAAGGAAAUUUGCUCAUUUAUAAAGGCUUUUGUCUCUAAUCCCUGCUACAGUUAAAAAAUGAAUUUGUAGAGACUGUAUGAUUAGUUAGGUCCUGAAAGUCUAAUGUGUUGUGUACUAAUGACUUGAGGACAACUUUGUGUGUGUGGCUGGUCAUUAGCACGAGUCUACGGAUUCUGCUUGCCAAGAGAAAGGAAGAGCGUUUUCCUGCAGGUCCUUUUGUACUACAGCUUGUAUGGAAAUGUCAGCAGCCGUGGGGAGCAGACUUGGUUUCCAUCUCUUCCCUCUCUUUUUUCCUACUUAAACUGAAUCAUACUCCACGGACUACCAAGUCUGUCUAUAAUUUUGCUUUUAAUUAGGGGGGAAGUAAAUACUGCUGAUGAUCCCCACAUUUAUUGAUCAGAUAAGAAUAUUUUAAAAUAUAGUUUGAGAAUUAUCAGCUACCAGGCAAUGACUGAUAUUUAAUGCUAAGUAGAUGAUGAAUCAUUUUUUUUUUUACCUGCUUUCUAGCUGCUUCUUUGUCAUUUUACUAACAUUCCUUAUUUGCCAAAUGCCUUCCCAAAUGGGUCCUAUUGUAAGAUGUUCAGUAUCGUGGAGGAGCGUCAACACUACUUGUGUGCCGGGGUUGGCACUUGCUUAGUUUGUGAAACGUUGUUAAGUUUUAGAGGAACAGUCUAAUUCCAUUCCUUAUAAGUUCUCUUCCUUAUUUCUGUCUUUUUUGAAGGCUUGCUGUGUAUAUACAUCUAUGCUGUUAUAGUCAGUUAGCACAUGAGUAUGUUUCAUUACGAAGUGGCUGUCAGUCAUAGAACACUCGGCAGUCUUACUGUUGAUGAGAGUAGAUUUUCUGUAGGAUGGCCAGCAUGUUCCUCGGUUGCCACGAACAGGGACUUUAGGGUUUAGCAGUGUGCUUGUGGGGGAUAUCACACUUGUGGAGGACUCUUGAUAUUGACCUUAGCUUAGCUUGGUAUCCAACUGCCACAUUCAUGGGCAGCAGAUCUUUUUUUGUAGGCUGUUUCUCCUUAUUGAAGAUAGUGCAGGAGGAAUUCGAGAAAAAUCCUAGGGAUGGUGUGUGUAGUCCUAUGUCUUCAUCACUGCCUCUUCUCCAUUAGAGAUGAAGAAAGCGAAUUCUGUAUCUACUUUCUUUAGGCCGAUAACUUUUUAAAUUGCAUGACUUUUAUUAAGCCUUGUACUUAAGGAGAAUUACUACUUUUAUAGAUCAUUUUAUAGCUUUUCAAUCAAACUCAGUCCUGAUAACCAAAACAAAACAAUACCUUUCCUUAGUUUUUUUUUUUUUUUUUUUUUUUUUUUUGUAAUGCAUCGACUUGUUUGCAGGCGAUGGACGUCAUGAGUCCAGUGCUGUUAGGGAUCACAGAUUGUCACACACAGUCUUCCUAUCUUCUGGAGGGUUUCUGAGGGACUGAGUCUGGAAAUUGAAAAAGUCAUCUCUGUAUGAAUAGCAUGCAUUUCUGAAGAACUUAGAGUGCCUUGUACAAUUUUUCUCUUAGUUUCUAUUUUGAGAUUUAUAACCUGGAGCCAAGUAGAUAGGGGCCAUCCUUUUCUUGAGUGGAAAGUUGAGUUAGUUCUCCAAAUGUGGACUCAGAGUUUGCCCAUGUGUUUGGAUGGAUAGCUGUGCUUUGUGGCUGUCUUCUCUUAAACAAUUCUUUUUGAGAUAAUCUUUCAGUCUUUGAGAAAGUUACAGAAUAUUGGGUUGUCCAAAUUUGGAUUAAGUUGUAGGAAUUAACAUUUCCUUUGAACACAUUCCUAUGCAAGUUAGCAGACAUUGACACAUUGGCCAAGUGGGCUUCCUCAUCCUUGUAUGUAUAGCAUAGUGAAUAGGAGGUAUUAUGUGAAUUUCUCCCUUUUAUUUAGUGCUGAGUCCUAAUAAUUUGGAAUGCUAGAGUCCUCUUACCCCCUUUUUGUUGACUUAUAGUAAGAUACAUAAUGUAUACCGUAAUGUGUCUAUCUGUGUGUAAAUAGCUGUAGGUCAAGUGUAGAGAGCUAAUAAAUAAGGAAUAGCUUAGCAUAUGCAUUAGAUGUGUAUUCUUACCACUGCGAACAUCACUUUAUUUAGUCUGAAGUUUCUAAAGCUUGUCUUCCUUACUGCUUUCCAGUAAUAGAUACUGUGCUUGAAUACGUGUGUGAUGGCAGCCUCAUUUCAAGGACCAGCCUUUAUAGGUCAUUACAGUGGUUGUUCUUGGAAUGAUACCUGAUUUUAGACUAGCAAAAUGUUCAUCCUUCACAUGCAUAUGAGUCCUAAAAGAUGGCAUGGAUCUGUAGACAUUUACACAUGUGUUUUUGUGUUUGUCCAAGCUAAGCUUUGGAAUUGACCAAGAUUACAUUGACUAAAAUAGUGAUUAAAAGUAAACGUGAGGUAGGUGAGGCUGUUGGUCUACAGAGGUAGGUGAGAAGUAGUUAUCCUCUGAGUGAUAGCCAAGCUUCUAGAUGAUUGUCUUCCCAGGCAGUUCUUGCUUGGAUCCAGAAAGGGCUUUUUAAUUUAAUUUAAUUUUAUUUUAUUUUUAAUUUUGCUUUGCGCCAGUGGCUGGGACAAUGAUUGAUGGCUCUUCUGUGGGGUUUCUCUUUCUCUCAGAAGAUUGUGUCCUGCCAUCCUAAGAGUAAACAACUGGGCUGCUGUUGUUCUAGGAAGUGAUUGCUUUUGUUUAUAGAGAAGCAUCAGGCAGUAGCAGCUGCCUUUGACUCAGAUUGAGCGAUCUCAUCCCCAGGGCUUCCUUUCACCAGCUCGAAGGAUCCACUCUUGCACAGAGAGGCUGACCUGGGUAGUCUAUCCGUGACUCUUACGGGUGUCACCAUAAGUGGUCAGAGAUGCUUUGUGAAACUUCCCAUUUAAGAACAGGUCAGUGGAGUUAUGAGUUCUCUGAGUGAGGUUAAAAGCCUUCUUCAGGGUCGCUAUGAAUCCUUCAAUUCCUACAUCAGGAGUCUUUUUUAUUCCGGGUGCAUGGUCUUCUCAUCUCCAAAUACCAUUUAGUGUAAUCUACAGAUGAGCCUUAUUUUCCACCACAUAAGUAUGCUUUGUCAUUACUCAGUAAAGAAUUAGGUCUAAUUUGGCUGAUAUACUAAGAUGCCUUCCUCCCUCAUGCCUCACUCCCUUGCACAGCUCCUUUUGGAGGUGUGAGUGGAAAGGGACCACAUAGGUUUCUAUUGUAAACAUCUCACCAUUCUCUAGGUUUAUGUUGAAAGAUUUGCACAAGACCAUUCCUGUUGAAUUAUGUGACUGUAGAGCCUUCCUUGUUUGUGCACAGAUGCUCUAAGAAGUAAUAAUAAAAGCAAAAUUUCAAGAUCUGACCAAUCCCCAUGAGAUCCAGAUGUGAACAGCAGGGGCUGGAGAGAUGGCUCAUUGGUUAAGAGUACUGCUCUUCCCAAGGACCUGGGUUCAGUUCCCAGCACCCACAUGGCAGUUGAUAACUGUCUGUAAUUCUAGCUUCAGAGGAUCUGACACCCUCGCACAGACACCCAUGGAGGCAGAGCCCACUGUAUAUAAAAUGAAACAAAACAAACUGUAAAGGUAAUAGUCACAUUCUUGAAAUCCCAGAAACUUGAAGCAUCUGGGCUGUCAGCUGGCGUAAGCCCCUCUCCAGGGAGUCAGGCCCAGCCUGCUAACUUCUAGUUUAAUGGUAAGCAGGAGAGACAGAUCUGUUAACAGAAUAGAGGCUAAAGUGCCUGAUACUUAGUAUUGAUAAUUUAGUAAAAUGAAGCUUUAGGCUUCAUUAUCUGUAGGCUUGCUCACGUCCUAAGCAGAGUUUCCAAGCUCUGUUCGGGUUCUCUUGUCUCCAUUGCUCUGUAGCCUGCUCUUUAUUUCAGUAUUUUCUGAUCUCUUGCGUAGUGCUUGGUUUAUCUCACACUGUCUUGAUGUACCAAAGUCUUCCUUUACCCCAGGAUUGAGGACCAAAUAAUAACCAAAUAAUGAGUUAAACAGUUAACUUUUAAACCUAUUAUACCUACGGUAGUAGCUUAAAAUGUUAUUGGGAAUAAAUGUUUCCAGAAUAAUUUUCUCAGAUUUGUAUUGGUUAAUAGUAAAAGCACUAGUGUUGUGGUCAGGAAACAGUCAGUAGUGAGUUUUCACAGAAGUUGCUUUGAGAUGAUGGUGCCUGCCACGUGAUGCAGAAAGAUCGAGUUUUUUUGUUUUUUUUUUUUUUUGUUUUCCAUGAGGGUAAAGGUUUGAUUUAGUUGCUACAAAGAGAAACACUUGUACCGUUAAGGUACAAGGCUGGUGCAUAAGCAGUGAUGGACUGAGACCUUUCUCAUGAAGACCAUCUCCUGAUGUGGUACUGUUCCGUUGCACUGUCUUGCACACUGUGGCUGCUCAGCUAACUGCUUUGACUCCUAGGAGUGCCGUGAGCAGAGGUUCUGUGUAAGAGCGUCACUAGUGCCAAGUCCCACACUUCAUCAUGGGUUUCAGGUCAAGUUCUCACUCUCCUGUGCUGGCAAUAAGGCUUUACUACUGACUGAUCUUGUAACAGUGUUGUGAAAUUGAUCGUUCAUGUUUCUGUCUCCGCUCCUUUAUAAAAGGUAAGGUUUAGUUUGAAUGUAAGCCACUCACUUUUCUGGCAACCAGCAACCGUUGACCUGUAGCCUUUUUCUCAGAAACAAAGAAAAGAUGUGCUGUGUGUCUUUACUCGUCAGCAGUGCAUGCUGCAUGUGCUGCAGAUGGCCUGCUUCCUCUGUGUGUAGAGGAGAGGUUUUCUGUGCCAGGAACGGAGCUCUGCGCUGGCACCCCCCCCCCCUUGUUUCACGUCCAGCAGUGUGUGUCUAGGGAAAUGCUAGUGAUUUUCCUGACAACACAAGUUGACAGUGUACCCACAGCAUAAAUAGAUGAAUUCACCCUACUUUCCUAGUGCUGCUAGAUAUAUAAAUUUAUAUAUAAAUAACACACAUACAUUUAAUGUUCAAUUUAUCAAUAUAGCCUAGGCUUCUGAAAAUAGAAUGCUAUUAGUAACUUUUGUGUGUAAGUGGGUGCGUGCGUAAUUUGGAGAUGAAUCGGGCUCAUUGAAAUCUUUAAAUGGCAGAUGCUGGUAUACAAGGUUUUCUGUAGUAUAAUCAAGUUUUGAGAUUCGUGUUUGGGUUGGUGCCUUCUGCUUACCAGUAUUGAUGCGCUAGUUCGCACUUGUCCCUUUCUUAGUAGUAAGCUUUCUCUGUUUUAAACUUGCAACUAGUGAGGGGAACAAGUACAAAGUGCACAUUUCUAUACUUUUAUGCAGUCUUUUGGUUCAAGGAAACAAGGCAGUUGAGUAUCUGUAUUAAUGUUAUUUAUUCAUCUUUAUUUGCUUUUAUAUCUAUAAUUAAAAUUUAAAGUGACAUUAUAAAUUCGUGUCUAUUUUAACUUCAAUGUAGGUUUGUUAAGGGCAUCUGAAGAACAAUAGUUCAUAUUUCCAUGUGUGAGGAGAGGCUAGAGGUCCAUUGAAAGCACAAAACCGUGUUCACGAGUGUGUUUCCACUUGUGAAAAGCACAAAAUUUAAUAGCAUUCUUACUAACCCACAAGUGCCAGUCAUAAACCCACCCAGGCUUUGUCCCAAGUUGUUAGGAAGAUCACAGCCCAGAAAGCCUGGGUGGUGAGCCCACUGUCACAGCCCAGUCCUCAGUGAGAUCCUCUGUCUGUAUGGCUUUGAUGGAGAGAGCAACUGGUUGUAUUUGGGGGUUGCAAGGGAAAAUGAGGCCUGGACUCAGAUCUAAAGCUGAAACAGAGAGUCAGGGUUCUGGUGGACGGAGUAGGUGGCAGCUUUGUAAGUAGUAAUUUGAACAGUUUAAAAAAAAAAAUCUCAUUUAGAAGAAAUAUUACUUGUCACCAGUACUCUAAAGACAUGAAAAUAUUCACAUUAAAUAGUGCAAGUAUUAUGUUGAUUUAUAUAGUUUAUAUAAGAUGACAUUACCUUUGUUUUCUUUAUGUGCCUAACUAUACUUUUUAGUAAAAAGUUGGAUCUCUGUGUUCUGAACAUUAGACUAUUUCUGGAUAGAUUCAAAAUGACACUGCUUUUCACAGUGGCUUUUUAAUCUGUUCCGUUAACUCCUAGACUAGAUGACUGGAAAACUGUAGGUGUGCACACAGAAAUGAAGAUGGCAUCUCUUCCCACUCAGCAUUGCCUUCCUCCUUGUUUUUCUUACCUCCAGAUAGUCCCAUGUUUACCAGGAGUGAGAAUGAGCCCUGUUGGCUUCUGUCUACCUUGUAAGAUGCAGCCCUCAGAAAAGAGAGUGCGGGAGAGGCUUGGUAACCUCUAACAAAGAUCUUAGAGGGCAUAGACCAGUGUUGCUGAGAGAGAGACAGACAGACAGACAGAAACAGAGAGAGAGAUAUCAACAAGGUCUUGGUAUAUGAUACAUCUUAGAAGAGUUCACAUGAACACUGAUGGAAAGAUUUUUCCCCUCCAGCAACAAGCUAGGCGUGUGUACCCAUAACAGAAUUUUACAGCAGGUAACCUGGAGGUUGCAAUGUGGGGGUGGGAGCUGAGGGUAGGAGUGUGUGAGGAGUGUCCUUGGCUUAGUAAUGUGUGACAGUGUAGAGCAGUUAACCUUUCAGGCCUAAAGACUGUAUUCUGUAACUUUAAGAGUUUAUUACAACUUUAUGAAAUACUUGUUAAAAUUUCUUUGGCAGAAAUGUUUUUCGUGGAAACCUGCUUUAGUUAGACUAAGUGAAAUGUAGUUGUAGCAGUGUAAAUAUGUAUAAUUUCCUAAUUUCACUGUGAGAUCUCAGACUUUUGAGUGGCAAACAGAUCACUGAGUCUUUUGCUAAUGACUUGUCUGUGGGGUCAGUAAGAUGUAAACUCUUUAUUUUUGUUUAAUAGCGACCAACUGUGGUGCUGUGGGAUGAUGGUAUGGAGCCAUUACUCCACUGCCCUUGUUGGUUUUGCUUCACUUUGAGGGCCUGCAAAGUUCAGACCCAGCAGGGCUUCCUGUCCCUUGCUCAGCUGCCUUUCUUUGUCUGGAACGGUUGCUAAUCACCAUAUAAACUCUUAGGCUUUUCUGCUUUGCUUUGUUGUUGUUUUGUUCUUUUCCUUUUUUGACAAGAUGGAUAUCAAAAAUAGUUGCUGUGCAAAAGUUAGUAGUCUUCUUCAAGAAGAAAACAGUUCCUUUUCUAAUACUAUCCUGUGAAAUUGCUUCACCCAUUCCUUUAUUUUAAAGCCAAAUGUCAGCAGAAUACUGCUGUUUUUAUCUAAAUAAUUUUAAUAUGUAAGUAUUAAUGCAUUUAAAAAGAUGUCUGCGUUGAGAAAUACUUCACUAGUGUACUGCCUGUGAAAACUUUGUUCAGAUUUCUGGCUAAGACACCAGUCAGUAUACUGGGGCUGCACAUUACAUACAUGUAUUAUUUUAGUCAGGUAUUGUUGUAGACCAAGCCUGGUUAUAAUAGAGUAGACUAACACUAGUUUGUUAUCAGUUAAUUUUUAAUUAUUUCCAGUUUACUCUCUUGUUUUCCUCAUACUCUUCUCGUUUUCAGAUUCCAUUAAUCGGGUCCAUUUCAUUGUGUAAGGCUUCAGUUUCAAAGAAAAUAGAAUUUGAUAUAAGCCAGGUUACUUCCAUCUUGAAAGGAAAACAAUUAAAACUGUAGAUUUAAAAUGGUUAAUUAUCUGUGACAAUUUUAGCCUAUUCUGUAUACAACUGAUUUUUAAAACUGUAGACUGUGUUAAGUGUUACUGUUGUUUAAAAAUGGGGAAAAAAACCUGAAGCAAAUCUGCUUAAAGAGCUGUUGGUUCUCAUUGCUGACCACAAACACUAUGUUCAUGUGUACUCGUGUUAUUUUUUGAGCUGCUACAUUAGCCUGCAGACGUAUUUGAAAAUUUAAGAUGAAUAUAUUUCUUGCAAAGUCCGUUCCUUUCUGUGGUAUCUUGUCCUGUAACUGAAGUGUAGUUAUUAUUUUAUGGAAAUGUUAGAACUUCUGUACCAACUUUGAAUAAAAUGAAAACUUUA